This is a messenger RNA of Plasmodium vinckei vinckei, 3831 nucleotides long. RefSeq names its product conserved Plasmodium protein, unknown function. NCBI's taxonomy places the organism in Eukaryota, Apicomplexa, Aconoidasida, Haemosporida, Plasmodiidae. The coding region runs from base 1 to 3831 and encodes 1276 amino acids. The transcript has a single exon. The record is from RefSeq and is a predicted model, not a curated record.
AUGGCGGCAAACGAAAAUGAAACUUGUCAUAUAAAUUAUAUGGGUGUAUUAAAUAAUGGAGAAUUGAAUGCAGAUGGUUAUACAUAUAAAAAAAACUAUUCACAUAAAGAUAUUGGCAUAUUGAAUAGAUUCAGAAAAAAUAAUAAAAUAAUGGAAAGACAAUAUAAGAAAUAUAUGUUGUAUGCAUUAAAAACACUUAAUAUUCAAGAUAUUAAAAAUGAUGACCGUGAAAAAUUAAAAAAAUUAAUAAAGAACUUGGAUUAUAAGCAGUUAAUAAAUCUUAAUGAAAAUAUAAAAAAUGAUAAAUAUGUUACGCUACAUAAUAAUGAUAAUUUAUGUUAUGAUUAUUUAUCGACUUUUUUUUUGAAUACCAUAAAAAACGAGAGGAAAAAAAAAAAAAUAGAUACAAAAUCAUGGAGUAAAUAUCCAAAUAAUUACGAUAAAAUCAUUAUAUAUGUAAUGAAACAUCUAAUGAAAAGGAAAAAGAAAAAAAGAAAAAGAAAAAAGAAAGAAACAGAUAAUCAAGAAUACGAGAAAAAACAUUUAAUGAAAAAAAUAAAAUUAUUAUUUUUUGAAAAAUUGAUAGAAAAUUCAAAUAAAAAUGAGCUAGUAAAAUAUGUGUUCAUCAUGGAAUAUAUAAAAUAUAUGAGUGACGACAUAAUGGACCAAAUUAUAAAUCAAAUAUCUCAUAGCCGGAACGAUAAGACCAAUGAAAUAAGUAAUAAUUUGAUAUAUUCUGAAAAAGAAAAUAACACAUAUCGUAACAAACACAUAAAUAUGAUGUUGAUACCUGAUAUGGAACAUUUUUGGAAAUAUUUUAAUCCGAAUAAUGGCAAUAAUAAUAAUAAUAUAAUGGAUAUAAAAAAAAUCAUAAAGAGUAAUCUUGAAAAAAUAAAAAGAAUGUUAAUUCAAUAUAUAUGCAAUUAUAGUAAGAUUCGAGCAUCUUGCUAUUAUAAUGAUGAACAUAAUUAUCGUAACAGUUAUAGUAAAUUUGUAAAAAGCAAAACUGGUAGCAAUAAAAACAAUUUUGGUAAUAAAAUAAACGUCCGAGAUAUAUUAAGCAUAAAACGAAAUGAUAAUUUUAAGCCUAAAUUUAAGAUGCUAAAAAAAGGCAUAAAAAAAAAUGUGAGUAAAAAUUUAUUCCAUCAAAUAAAUGUAGAAUAUUAUAAUAGAGAAGAGGAAAAAAAAAAUAUAAAAUAUGAAAAUAAAUUAUUUCCUAACGAUAGUAGUCGUAUUGUUAAUUAUUUAAAAAAUGAAAAUAGUUCAAACAUGAAAAUUUAUUCAUAUCCUUAUAUAUAUAAAGAUAUGAUGAAUUUUUUAAAUACAUAUCUCACGUUUUCUUUUGAAAUGCUAAUAAAUUAUUAUGUUUAUAAAAAUAUAGAACAUCGUUUUGGAGAUCGAUACCAAAAAAAUAUUUUGAAAAGAGAAUGCGCUAAUAAAAAUGUUAGUUCUAAUUAUUCUGCUAGCCACAAUAUAAAUACUAUCAAUGAAGAUAAUAAUUUAAAUUGUAAUAAACUUAUAUCGGUAAAUAAAAAUUCAAUUGUUUGUGAAUUAUUAAAUCAUUCAAAUUUUUUGGAAAAAGAAUUAAAUCACCUUUCUUCGAACAUGAUGAAUAUAUCAUCAAUUGGUUCAAAAAAUUUUGACAAAAUAUGUUAUAUUUAUAAAUUUCUAAAUAAUUUAUCGUGGAGUAAUACAUUUUAUAGCAAUCGUCUUAACAAUAUAUCAAAUAAAUAUGAAACCGACCUCAUGUAUAAUAAGUUUUAUUGUGAUAAUUUGAUCGGAAAUAAGAUAUUGCCUAAAAAAAAUAGUUAUGUAUUUGCGUAUUAUAAACAAUGUUCUACGGAUGGAAGCAAUAAUUAUACCAAUGAUGGAACGGAUGCAAAUCAAAAUGGUAAUGGCGGAAAUUCAGGUGAACAUAAUAAUUAUACACAUAAUAAUAAUUACAAUGAUGGAGGGUGUAACAACAAUAGUAGUUUUGGUGGUAAUAAUGGAAAUGAAGGGGAUAGAGAUAACAAUAAUAAUGAUGAUAAAAAUGAUGGAAGAAAAAAUAAAAAUGAGGAAGAGGAUGAAAAAGAAGAAGAAGAUAAUGAAGAAAAUAAUAAAAAGAGGCCAAAAGAUGGUAAUAAUAGUCCUCAUAAUAAAUCUGUAGAUGAUCAUGAAAAUUAUUACAAGUUAAUAAAAGAAAUAGAAACUUUGGAGAAAAACGAAAUUGCUAAUGAAAUGAAAAAUGGAACUAAUAAUUAUUGUGAAUAUAAUAACAAAAUAAAACUAUUAGAUGCAGACAAAUGCACAAUAGGAGCUGAACAAAAUUACAUUGGAAAGGAAGACGAGAUAAAUAAUAAUCAGCUAUUACAUAGUACCUCUCCUAAUAUGGGCCAUCCAUUAAAAUUGCCUCUCCUACCCGAAAUGAGUCACCCUAACUCAUUUUCAAUAUCUUCCCCUCGUUCUCCUAUGCAAUAUGGGCAGGAAUGUAAUAUAGGUGAGGGUAAUAGUUAUGAUAUGAAUAAUUGCUCCGUAAUAAAUUCCAACAUACCCAACGGUUCAAUGAACCAAGACAUCAAAACUUGUUCAGGAAAGGGAAGUCCUAUCCAAUUAAAUGAUCCUGAUUUUGAAGAAGCAUGUGAUAUUAGGCUUAUGAAUAAUGCAGAGAAUAUGAAAUUUUCUCAAUCACCUCCGACAAGUUCAUUACAUGCAUCUACAUUACACUUAACCGACGUGAAUGAAUUAGUUUUAUCGCCUACUCAACAGUUAUUAUAUUCUAGUAGUCCAAUGAAAUCACCCAAUAAUUUCCCCAAUCCAGGCUCACCUGUUUUCGAUGCUAAUUAUAGUGAAGAACAUAUGGAAAAGGUUGCAUCGAACUAUUUAGCUUCUUCUCCUUAUAGGCAUGAUAUAUUUUCUGAAUAUGGAGUAUUGGGUUCUUUUUUCGAAUCAUUAGAAGAACUCGAAAGCAAAAGCGAUAAUAGUGAAACUGGAAGUGAUAAUGAAACAUUCAAUUAUAACUUUUCUUUAAAUGGAAAUGGGGAGGACGGUAAUAAUGCCCAAUCAAAAAACGGAAAUAUUCAAAAAGACGAAGUUAUUUAUAAUUUUAAAAAAAAUAAUAAAACAAAAGUUUUUCAUGCAUGGUGUAAUAAAGGGGAACACGAAUUAAAUUAUGAUAAUAAAAAAUUUAAUUCAGUUAUAGAUUGGAUAAAUUAUAUUGAAGAUUUAAUGGCAAAUACGGAAAUAGAUGGUGAGUUUGAUGAAAAAAACAAUAUGGGAAUUGGUAGUGAUAAUAUUGGUUUUAUUGGUAAUACAGGAAAUGGAGAAGGCAAUAUAAACAAUUCUAUGAAUCAAAAUGAUAUGAUUGGAAAUUAUUAUAACAAUGAAAACUUAGGGCAAAUGAAUAUGAACAAUACUAAUGAAAACAAUCCUCUUAUACAUAACAAUGGAGGUGAAUAUUAUAAUAAUGAAGGUUCUAAUUUCAACAAUCCACUAAUUCAAUAUGGAUGUGAUAAUAACAAUACUGAGAAUAAUAACUAUGGAAAUAAUUUUGAGGGUGAAAAAAAUUUACUUCCUUUUUAUAACAAUGCAGAAGAUAAUGUGAUUUAUAAUACUAAUGAACAAAUACAACAAGAAGGGAAUAAUGGAUUUUUUCCAAGUUUUGAAUUAAACGAUAAUAAAAUGGCUAAUGGAAUGAUUAAUGUUGAUGCAAAUAAUACUAGCGGUUUUAUAUGGGAUGGUAAUAGCGAUAAUGGAUUAAAUAAUAAUAAUGAUCCGAACAACUCCAAUAUAGGUUCUGUUGGCAAUGGAAAUUUCGAUUCUUUUGUUGACUCGAAUCUCGAUCAAGGAUAG